Molecule: messenger RNA, 1007 nt
Organism: Volvox carteri f. nagariensis
Lineage: Eukaryota; Viridiplantae; Chlorophyta; Chlorophyceae; Chlamydomonadales; Volvocaceae
Exons: 8
Coding region: 1-588 (195 amino acids)
Biological process (GO): proteolysis
Cellular component (GO): cytoplasm
Molecular function (GO): calcium-dependent cysteine-type endopeptidase activity
Source: RefSeq, a predicted model, not a curated record
AUGGCUGGACCUGUGUGUGUGGCUGUGGCUAUGUGUGCCUGCGUGUGCCUGCGCGAUAAGUCCUUUCCACACAGCCAUGCCGCCAUAGGAGAGUGGAAGAAUAAGACUCCGGAACAGAUCGACAGUGAAGUGCAGUGGCGGCGGAUUGCGGAUAUCGUGGCGGCCAGCAGCCGGACCGGAGCGAAGCUGUUCGCGGACCGGAUCGAGCCCGGUGACAUCUGUCAGGGUCAGCUGGGGGACUGUUGGCUCAUGUCGGCGUUGGCGUGUCUCGCAAACCAGGAGGGAGCUGUGCAGCAGGUUUUCCUGACUAAGGAAUACAAUGCAUACGGCAAGUAUAAAGUACGGCUGUACGAUGCGCCGAAGGAAGCGUGGGUGACCAUCGCAGUGGACGACUGGAUUCCCUGCGGCCAGGACGGCAGGCCGAUUUUUGCCAAGCCCAACGGAGACGAGGCGUGGGUGUUGCUGCUGGAGAAGGCCAUGGCCAAAUUCAAGAAGAAAACCCUCCCAGGGCUCCUACGCCAAGCUGGAUGGCGGGAGCACCAUGUGGGCUCUGGAGUGCCUCACCGGGGACUACGUGUUCAAGUUUAACAUGGACAGCAAGACAGGCGCCUGGAAGCGGUUUGAUAUCGUACACCAGCCCAAGGCGCAGAGUGGCGGCUACGAUGUCCUGCUGCGGCCCUCUGAAGACGUGCUGGACAGCGACGCCAUGUUUAGUGUGUGUAUCUGUUUUUUUAUUGCGAGUGCGCGCGCGCCUGUGUGUGUGGGCGGGGGGUGUAGGGGGGGGUGGCUUUAGGGUUUUAAGUUCCUUCGUGGUUGUGCGGACUCGCACCCGCCACGCCGCGUUACGCCACGUGCGCGGGUGGCUCCUUGUUGUGGGCAGGAGGAAGGGGGCAGGGGGCAGAAAGAGAGCGGAAAGGGGCAGGGGGGAGAUGGGGGAUCAUAACUUGGCGACGGCAUGUACAGGUGUGUAUGUCGACGGCACUAAGGGCAUGUAACGGCCCCAAGCC